Trypanosoma theileri is the source of this 1344-nucleotide messenger RNA. RefSeq lists its product as uncharacterized. The transcript has a single exon. Lineage: Eukaryota; Euglenozoa; Kinetoplastea; Trypanosomatida; Trypanosomatidae. The record is from RefSeq and is a predicted model, not a curated record. The coding region runs from base 1 to 1344 and encodes 447 amino acids.
AUGCCAUCUGCAUCAGGCUCCUCCUCUUCCUCAUCUUUAUUGGAGGGACUUCUAACAGUACAACAGCGACAGGUUGGACUCUAUGCCGCAUUUAAUACCUCCACUAUUCCACCAGCACCAUUACAUAAGAAGCACCAUCAUUCUUAUUAUGCAAAGUUGUACAGUAAUGAAACAUCUUUGACGAAUAAAAAAGUAAAACUUCGUGUCGUCGUACAUGCUUCAGGACAUCUUCGAUCAUUUCGAAAGUGUGCGGCAUCACUAAAAGAGAAUGUUCUGGAGAUGAAUGAGGCCCCUUUCUAUCUAGUAACCUAUCCUAAUAUUGGAGACAGGCGUCUUGGUACUCAAGGGAUGGAGGAUGAGGACCCGCCACUGAGUUCCACAGAUAUGCAAGAGCUUAUCUAUCAUUAUAGGCCUUAUCUCGCAGGACUGUUUCUAGUGGACUAUCCCGCAAUGGAUGAGUAUCUUUCUUCAGUGGUUCCUCCUUUUCUUUUCCAGAAUUAUCCCUGGGGUUGGUGGAUGCGACAAUUCUUUACAACGGAACUCGCAACCGAUAUGAGUACAGCGAGCAUGGAGGGAAAUAACAAUACAGUCAAUAACACCUUUCUGAAACUUAAACUUGAACAGACAUUAUACACGAAGGCUGGCUACAAUAGUGUUGACCACGCUCCAUUUGAUAUUGCCAUUCGUGUACGGCCAGAUCUCUACAUCAUUGGCCCCUUGUGGGUGGAGUCCAUCCUCCCCGUGGAAGAGCAGCGGCGAGCCCUCCUAAAGUGGAGUGCGGCUGAGAUAAACAAUCAAACAUCCAAAGAGGAUGCUGUUUUAAAUCAGAGCUUUGCCGUCUAUUUUAAGUGUAAAAAAACCUCCUACGAACCUUUAUUAGUGCCGCCACGUCACAUUGUUCGUGCGUCGUACCAUCCAAUGUUUCCAAACUUUGUUUCGGAUUUCUCAACUAUAGCGCGAAUGUACGAUGAUGAUAAUAAUAAUAAUAAUAAUAAUAAGAGUGUACCGGGUGACGUUUUUCGUUUUUUCCAUGAAUCAACGACAGUCUUCUCAGAGACAGAGCUGCGAACUUUUUUCUAUAAGGGUAAUAAUCCGGAGAACAUGUGGACACAGUAUACAGAGUGGCAUCACUACGGAAGUAUUCGCUUUGUUCCCUGGCAUGUUUUGUUGAGGAAUGGUUCAGUUUAUUACAACACAAGCGUCUAUCGACAGUUACCGAAGUCUGUCCGCAAUUAUGUGAAAAUAGCCAUUGGGACGACAGAUGCAAGGAAGAUCCAGUGCCCCAGGAAAGUGAAAGAUGCCCUUUACCCCAGGUUUAGAGUUGAAAAUCUAACAUCCCGUUGA